AAUAGGUAGGUGGACGUGGAUGAAGAGGCUGGUGUCUGCGCUCAAGUCGACACUUCUUCCACCGCCACGGUCGCUGGACGGACGUCGCAGGACAUCGACGUAACCAUGUGGGUUGUCCUUGUGCUCUGUGUCCUGGUCGCCUUCGUUUAUCUCGACACCAGGAAGCCGCCUGGCUAUCCUCCAGGCCCUCGCUGGCUGCCCGUGGUGGGCAACUGCCUGCAGCUGCGGCGGGAGCUGGCGCACCGCGGCUACCACCACCUGGUGUGGGCGCACCUGGCCGCGCGCCACGGGCCCCUGGUGGGCCUGAGGCUGGGGCGGGACCGCGUGGUGCUGGCGUCGGGCCGCCGCGCCGUGCUCCAGGUGCUCUCCCGCGAGGAGUUCGACGGCCGCCCCGACGGCUUCUUCUUCCGGCUGCGCACCUUCGGCCGGAGACUCGGGGUGGUGUUCACGGACGGGCCGCUGUGGCGCGAGCAGCGCAGGUUCUCGCUGAGGCAGCUGCGCGACCUGGGGCUGGGCAGGACCGCCAUGGAGGAACAGCUGCGGCGGGAGGCGCGCGAGAUGGUGGCGCGGCUAAGAGCGUGCAGCGACACCGGCGAGCCGGUGCUCAUGCACGAUGCUUUCGACGCGAGCGUUCUGAACGCUCUGUGGGCGCUGCUGGCCGGGAGGCGAUUCAACCUGGACGACGAGCGCCUGCGCGGACUGCUCGACUCCGUGCACGCCAGCUUCCGUGUGCUGGACAUGUCCGGCGGCCUGCUCAACCAGAUGCCCUUCCUCCGCUGGCUGGCUCCGGAGCGCAGCGGCUACUCGCACCUCGUGCGAGUCCUGUGUCGCAUGUGGGACUUCCUCGGGGAAACUGUUUCCGAGCAUCGAUCAAGCUUGAGCCUCGACUAUUCUAGAGAUCUGAUCGACUCAUUCUUGCAAGAAAUGGAGCGCACAAAGUCGCAGCCCAACUGCACAUUCACUGAGGAGCAGCUGCUGUCGCUGUGCCUGGACCUGUUCAUGGCUGGCUCGGAGACGACCAGCAACACGCUGGGCUUCGCCGCCCUGUACAUGGUGCUGCACCCCGGCGUGCAGGCCAGGGCUCAGGCCGAGCUGGACGCGGUGGUCGGCCGCGGCGACCAGCCAGCGCUGCACCAUCGCCCCAGGCUGUGCUACGUGGAGGCCGUGCUGAUGGAGGUGCAGCGCCACAGCGGCGUGGUGCCCGUGGCUGUGGCGCACAGAGCCUUGAAGACCACCGAGCUCAUGGGCCACACCAUCCCCGAGGGGACGACCCUGCUGGUGAGCCUGCACAGCAUCCACAUGGACCGCGACCACUGGGGCGACCCGGAGAUCUUCAGGCCCGAGAGGUUCAUCUCCGCCGACAACGAGCUGGUGCAAGACGACUGGUUCAUGCCGUUUGGACUUGGCAAGAGGCGAUGCCUCGGGGAAGCCCUCGCCCGGACCAGUCUCUUCGUGUUCUUCACGACCCUUCUUCACAACUUCACGCUGUCUCAGCCCCCGGGACUGCCUCCCCCCUCCACCCAAGGCUACGACGGCGUCACGAUAUCCCCGCGCCCGUUCGCGGCCCUGCUCACGCCCAGGAACUAACCUCAACGCGUUCGACUCGUGAAAACCUUCUUUUCACAGACGGAAGAGAGCCAAACGUGCAAUCGUGCAUCUUCGGUUUUUUUUUUUUUUGACGUGACAACGUCUAAUAAAACGAUGAACGCCGGCUGCACGCACGAAAAAGUGUCCCGUUACGCACAUUGUCCCGUUACGCUCAUUGUACGCUUGCGCCGCAUAUAUCUCUCUUCCACUCGAUUGGAACAACCAUCGAUUUGACUUUUUCCGAGGCACAUUAAACUUGAAACACUCCCAUUUCGUUUCCUACUUUUCCCAUCAUCGUCCUAUCCUUAA
Messenger RNA from Bacillus rossius redtenbacheri, 1896 nucleotides. Its product is annotated as methyl farnesoate epoxidase-like. Gene Ontology annotation, biological process: xenobiotic metabolic process. The transcript is spliced from 9 exons. Gene Ontology annotation, cellular component: cytoplasm; intracellular membrane-bounded organelle. The coding region runs from base 106 to 1587 and encodes 493 amino acids. The record is from RefSeq and is a predicted model, not a curated record. NCBI's taxonomy places the organism in Eukaryota, Metazoa, Arthropoda, Insecta, Phasmatodea, Bacillidae. Gene Ontology annotation, molecular function: heme binding; oxidoreductase activity, acting on paired donors, with incorporation or reduction of molecular oxygen, reduced flavin or flavoprotein as one donor, and incorporation of one atom of oxygen; iron ion binding.